Rhopalosiphum maidis (corn leaf aphid) is the source of this 1272-nucleotide messenger RNA. RefSeq lists its product as uncharacterized. NCBI's taxonomy places the organism in Eukaryota, Metazoa, Arthropoda, Insecta, Hemiptera, Aphididae. The record is from RefSeq and is a predicted model, not a curated record. Gene Ontology annotation, molecular function: protein binding. Bases 1 to 1272 code for a protein of 423 amino acids. The transcript has 3 exons.
AUGGUGUCGUUCAGCGGUUGGAAACUCAGUACGUUGGAAUACACGUACGCGUGGAGACACGACUUCGACUUCCCGACCAACAUGUGCUCGUUGGCCGCGCAUUUCGGCAACGUCGAGGUGUUGAAAUACUUGCGCAAGUUGGGCCUCGAGUGGGACGUCAGUACGACCGCGGAGGCCGCGCGCUACAACCGUCUGGCGUUCCUGGUCUACGCGCGAACAAACAACUGCCCGUGGGACGAAACGACGUGCUCCGCGGCCGCGUUGGCCGGUCACCUCGAGUGUUUAAGGUACUUGCACCGGCACGGAUGCGAAUUGGAAUACGCUCCAAACGGCAACAUUGUACUCACGCGUUUAAGUUUUUGUUGGCAGUGUCUGUACGUGGCAUCAUCGUCAUUCGCGGUGUAUCUACGUCCAAAAUCAACGUCGUGCAAAGCCAACGAUUCUUCCGUACACAGCCGACGGCUUAUCAGCGGACCACACUUCCACCGACAACUUACUGUGUACAAGAUGGUGUUCAGUCUGGUGAAGCUGGCGUACUUUGAGUGCAGCGUCGAACAGCGGUUGUGGUAUAACUCGAUACCGGGACCCGUAGUGCCGGUCGACGUGCGGAGCUGUUGCGAAUAUCUGAUUAAAGCCAGAAAAGUCGCGCGGCUGUUGACGAACUGCGAGCAACCGGACGUGUGUUUGAUGGCCGCCGAGAACGGGCACGUCGACUGUCUGCGAUUGGCGCACGUCGCGGGCAUGCCGUGGAACUCGCACACCAUGGCCGCGGCCGGCCGGGCCGGCCACAUCGAGUGCUUGAGUUACGCUCACCAGAACGGCUGCGAGUGGGACGAAACGACGUGCUCCGCGGCCGCCGAGAACGGAAGCAUUGAAUGCUUAAAAUAUGCUCUCCGAAACGGAUGCCCGCGGAGUGCCGACACCUGCACGGAGGCCGCGUUGCACGGACACCUCAAUUGUUUGAUGUACGCCAGUCAGCAUGGGUGCCCGUGGGACGAGCAGACGUGCGCCGCCGCCGCGUUGGCCGGUCACCUCGAGUGUCUAAGGUACUUGCACCGGAACGGAUGCCCGUGGGACGCGCGCACGUGCCAAGCCGCCGCGAUAAACGGCCAUUACAGGAGCCUAAAGUAUGCACACCGGCACGGAUGCGAAUUGGAAGUUAACACACUCUUUUUGGCGCUCAUCAACGUCAAGAUGAAGUGUUACAAUUACGCACUCCGAAACAUUAGCCCCUUGCCAAGUUCGGUUGCGCUUUGGCGGGGGAAUAUUUGA